Molecule: messenger RNA, 2208 nt
Organism: Symbiodinium sp. CCMP2592
Lineage: Eukaryota; Dinophyceae; Suessiales; Symbiodiniaceae
Source: the annotation of a GenBank genome assembly
AUGGGACAGUCGCUCCAGGCUGAAAGCUAUGCCGGGGAUUGGGUUCCAGAGCCGGCCGGUGAGGACGAUUCUACCGGCCAUGUCCAGAAGAUUCGUGUGAGCACGAAUCCACACAGGGUCACCUUCGAGGUUCAUUCCACACGGUAUCACAGCUUACUAUGUGGCGAUGUCGGCGAUGGUUGGAGCUCUGCUCCUGAUGACGCAGAAGCUUUAGCUGUCGACAGUGAGGGAAAACGUUUCAGUGGAAACUUGGAAUGGCGUCACCAAUGGAUAGCUGAGUCAGGAUUGUUGAGAACGGAGCUGCAUGGUCCCAAGGUUUGCGGGCCAGAGGGCCCACCGUCAGAAACGACGCUGCGGAUCGAAAGGAAGUUGCUAUCCGUAGACAAGAUGAUGGUGCAGCUGCAGAUCGUAGACGAGGAGGUGAAGGAUGUGUCGCAAUGCACUUACUGCAGGAAGGCAGCAACCUCGACCACAGGGCCGUCUCCGGUGUCAUUCCUCCGUGAGCACGGGCGGCCAUUGAAAACACUUGAGGACCGUUUGGCUGUCCUGGAUAAGGUGGGCCAGUUGGUUGCCGACAGCUGCGAGGAAAUCAGCCAGGCGCAGGCGACGGAUCGGGUUGUGCCUGACAAGUUUCAUGGUUCUGCAAAGAUGAUCUUGGGGGGCAUUGCUUUCUACAAGAGCUUGCUCCCGGAGUGGGUGAAGCCGGAGCCUGUGGAAGAUCUCGUCCCGGUUCCGUUGAAAGCAGGUGUGGAGGCGGAGUGGGCGAUAUACAAUGAGCCGAAAGGGGUUUGCAUCAACAUCACGCCCUGGAAUGCCCCGGCCACAAUCACUUUGGCCAAUGCGGUGUCAAUGCUGGCGGCUGGGAAUCAUGUUGUUGUCAAACCCCCGGAGUUGGUUCCUGCUGUUUCGGCAGUCCUUCGGCGCCUUUGUCAAAGGUACCUGAGUGGCUAUGUGUGGGUUGAGGAGGGUGGAAAAGAGGUUGUCGAAAGGCUCAUCGAUGAAGGAGCUGAUCACGUGUCAUUCACGGGCGGCGGCGAGAUCGCCAAGCUCGUGGCUGCUCGCUGCGGUCAGAUGUUGACCCCGAUGACUCUGGAGCUUGGUGGGAAGAGUCCGGCAUUUGUAGAUGCUGGGUUGGACGAAUGCAUGCUGCGCAGCAUCGUCCAAGAAAUUCUGGAGACCAAGGUGUUCAAGACGGGGCAGUUCUGCUGUGCGCACGACUAUGUCCUGGUCCACGAAUCGGUCUUGUCUGCCUUCUGCCGCGUGUUCAAGGUCAUGGUGGAGGGUUUGGGUGCCAAGCGCAACGUGCGGAUGCUUGGAAGGAAGCAGUAUAACAACAUGAUCCGGCUGUUUCAAGACUGUCAAGCGGAGUGCAUUCCGCCAGUCAGCGACGAGCAUGGCUUCCAUGACGAGGCGAUGUCUGUGCCGAUGACUGGAAUUCUCGCACCUGCACGAGAUCGAGCUGUGCUUCAACAAGAAAUAUUCGGACCGUUGCUGCCCAUCUUGCCUGUCCGGGAUGUACAGGAGGCUGUUUGCAUCAUCAAUGCCGUCGCCACCAAGCCCUUGAUUGCAUAUUGCUAUACCCAGGACAGACAAGUUGAGGCAAUAUUUGUCAACAACGUGCCAGCUGGCAACAUUGCUGUGAAUGGAGGGCCUAUGCGCAUGAUCUCCAACUACGCUGCCAACUUUGGUGGAACAGGGCCAAGCGGCAUGGGUGCCGGCUUCUGGGGGAGGGACGGCCUGAAGGAGUUUUCCAAUCGGAAGCACGCCGCAGACCAAUCAACUCAUUUGCAUCGCGCACGGUAUGCGUAUCAGAGCAGUCAAUUUGCGGAAGAAGAUGAAGCAGUUGCUUGUGUUCGUGAUAGCCUUCGCCAGCCGCAAGCAAGUGAAAGAAGGACCGGGCUGAUGCUCUCUUGGUCGACCGAGUAUACUAUUUUCGGAUCGGGCCCACCGAGUAUACCAAUUUGGGAUAUUCGCCCAACCUUGGUGCGAGCAGGCAGAACGAAUUCGCGCUACACACUAGUUUUAGAGCAGCUGAUGGACGCCUUUGCAGAGCCCAAACCAAGGCGACAACGGAGCAGCUUUGGGCAAGCCUCACUAUCAGCACUAUCAAAAACAACGCCUGUCUUUUCUUGUUUCGGCCAAAGCUUCGAAAAGUUUGCGCCCCAAGAAUCAUGCUCAACUUUCUUCAGUUCGACCAUGAAAGCAUGA